UGCUGCCUUACUAGGCUUAGUAUUUAACGGGUAUAUUAUGAUCGUGUUGUUAUGGCAUAAUCAAGGAUACAUUAAGACUCCAAACAACGUAUUCCUGCUUCACCUUUCGUUGGUGGACACGGUUUUUUGUUUGGUGCUCCUCAUCUCCCACUCCGUGUUUGGAGCCGUGGUCCCCACUGACCCGUCACCUGCGGGAUGCAAUGUUCAUGGUUACUUGUGGACCCUGCUCCCCGUCGUCGUGGUCUGGACGGUGUGUGGACUUAGUUGUGACCGCUACGCCGCCAUUUCUACCCCCCUACACUACUCCCGACUCGUCAACACCCGCCGAGCAGCGAUGUUCCUGACGGCUGGGUGGAUAUUAGGGGCAAUCUUGGCCCUCCCUCCGUUACUUGACGUCUGUCCUUACGUCUACAGAGACUCGCGAGGAGCAUGUGCUGCCACCUGUACUGCAGGUACGCCGGCUGAACUUGGCUAUGCCGUUACUUACGUGGCGCUGUCCGUCGUUGUCCCCGUCUUGGUCAUUCUGUUGUGUAACUUACACAUCUUCAACAUUGCGCGCUACCACCGUCAUCGGAUAGUUACGGCCAUCUACGAAGUGACCCUGCGCGCGCAGGCCACGGUGACUCACCAGCGUAACCCUUGCUACCUGUCCAAAUUUAAAGGUAGAAACGCGUUUUUUACGAUAGUACAGCUGGUGGGGUCAGUAACGGUGCUGACCGUUCCGUAUUUCAGUGUUAUGAUCUGGGAAGCUGCGACGGGAAGAGAGAGAAGCACCGUUCUCGUUUCCAUGACAACGAUUUUGUUGGGUUUCGCUCCCUCGGUAAACGCCUAUGUUUACGGUGUGAAAAGCCGACUCUUGCGUCACACCUUCAAGUUUCUCUUACAGCGACACCUGUAUAAGCAGCAAAUGGACAGGACCAGCCAACGGGGAAGACCCGGCAUCAGGCGACGUUAUUCGGCUCCCGUGCUCUCGGCUAUGUGGGACAGAGGAGCGAACAAACGAACACUUUCUAGGCAGUUCUCGGACUGCUCCGUCCGUACUCUAGCCGCUGACAGGGGGUCGAUCCGGCCGAUACCACUGGAAAAUACUACUACGUGCGUAGGUCGAACGCAGCACAGGCCAAGCACGUGUUCGACUAAUCCACUUUUAAACGAACCCGUAGGUAAGACCAGGACAGAGACCUUCGUAACUUCAUAUCCACCAACCAGCGUCCACAGCACGGCCGUAUAG
Molecule: messenger RNA, 1231 nt
Organism: Limulus polyphemus (Atlantic horseshoe crab)
Lineage: Eukaryota; Metazoa; Arthropoda; Merostomata; Xiphosura; Limulidae
Product: olfactory receptor 2T34-like
Exons: 1
Coding region: 38-1231 (397 amino acids)
Biological process (GO): G protein-coupled receptor signaling pathway
Cellular component (GO): membrane
Molecular function (GO): G protein-coupled receptor activity
Source: RefSeq, a predicted model, not a curated record